This is a messenger RNA of Didymosphaeria variabile, 243 nucleotides long. RefSeq lists its product as uncharacterized. Bases 1 to 243 code for a protein of 80 amino acids. The record is from RefSeq and is a predicted model, not a curated record. The transcript is spliced from 3 exons. NCBI's taxonomy places the organism in Eukaryota, Fungi, Ascomycota, Dothideomycetes, Pleosporales, Didymosphaeriaceae.
AUGCCUGUCCACCCCGCCGAAGAGCGUGCCACUGGCAGCAUCACCGACCAAGUCGCCAAGGAGUCCUCUGACUCGAACGCGUCCUCUCAUCCUAACCACCAGGAAGAUACCGGCGCGACCUCUGGCGGCUCUCUAUCCUCGCUCGCACACAAGGCUGCUCCCGGACCCGUCCACGCCGAGAACCUUCCCGAGCCCGCGAGCAAGGAGGAGCUCAAGAAGAGGGCUGACGAGCUGAACAAAUAA